ACUGCGUCUCUCAGUCUCCUCUAACCUCUUUGCGCAAAAAACCCCACUCCGGCAGCUCAAAACCCCAAUCUUCCCCGGCCUCCCCACCCAACCCUAGCACCAAACAACAUCCGAUGCGGCAUCUGAAGCGCGGCGGCGGCGGCGCCGACCCCCACGAUGCGGCGGUGCUCAACUUCGUGGGGCUCGGGGAGUUCGCGCAGCUCUACCUCCCCGACCACCCGCCCGGCGAGCUUGGGCUCUCCGCCGCCUACGACGACGCUUCAGGCCGCAUUAUGGUCUCCGUCCGCGGCGGCGCUGUCUCCGCCUCCCCCGCCUCCCUCGCGGGCGCCCUGGGGCUGUCGAUGGGCCCGGUUGGCCUCCCCGCGGGGUGGGACGCGGCCGUGUUCUGCACGUCGGAGGCGAUCGGAGCCGUGAAGGGGUUUGUCUGCGAUCGCGUGCUGCUGGGAUGGGGAGGGAGCGGCGCUGCGGUGUCGAUGGAGGUCGCUGCCGCGCUGCGGUUGGUGGAGGAAGGCAAGGCAUACGACGUGGACUGGGGCGGCUUGAUUUGGGCAGUGGUGAAGAGGGAGGUGGUAGCUGGGACGCCAUGGCGGUACGCGCCGUACCUCCUCCAUCUGAUGGUGUGUCAAAGGCCGGAGCUUUUCGCGGAGAGCUUACCGCUUGGGAAGCGGUUCAAAGAUCAGGUAUUGCAGCAGUGCCAGUUGGAAGACGAGGAAGCCUCUUUGGUUUUUCUGGGCACCCAAUCCGUUGGUGACUUGGAGGAAAUGCCAAUUUUUGGCAGUCAAAACAUAAGUUUUUUUCCUCAACCGCAGGAGGUGGGGGGCAAUUGCAGUCACCAAACUAUUUCGCAUUUCCAAGCCCUCAUGCAACAAAUCCAAGGUUAUGUGUCUAACAUGAACAGCAAAUACCUGGAUAAGGAACAGAUUUGCAGGGACGCUCAACAUGAGGUGGAGUGCAUUAAGGCUAUGGUGAAGGAAAAAGAAAACCAAAUUGCAGCUACUGUCAAUGCUAUAGAACAGGAGCUUUUAGCGAGGAGAGUUGUAAUGCGGAAAUUUGAAGUAGACAAGGAUGAGCUGUGCCGCAGUGUUCAACAUUACCGUAAGUUACUUAAGAAGACUUCAGCUCAAUUUCAGGAGCAUAGGAAUAUGGUAACACGCGGGGAAGGUGUUGACUCGUAUUUGGAGCAUCUUGGUAUAAGUGGUGGGCAAAAUCUCAGUUGGAUGCGCCAAAUGCGUUCUCAGUACCAGAUGUUUGAAACAUGUGAUUCAAAGUCUUCGAAGCUUCUCAAGGAUUUUACAGAAAUGGAGAGGAGCAUUGCAAGCCUUAAUCAUGAAGUGGAAAGGCUAAAGAACUGUAGAGCAAUUCCGGACCUCAACAAUGGUGUGGAAGAUGAUGGUGAGGGCAAAGCAUCCCUAGCCACAACAUUGGGUGCAUCUUGGACACGUGAAGGAGAUUGUGUUAGCAACACCACACAAGGAGGAAGACAGGUUGUCGUGUUGAUACCAAACCCUGAUAAAAGGAAUGACACCAGGGAGAGCAUGGAUCUCGAUGGAGCUCAGUCAGGGACGAAGCUCUGCUGAUGAAGCAUGCCAUGGCAGAGCAGCCUCACAGAGUGCAAGAUAUUUUGUUAACGGUUGAUCGUGUGCUAGUAUCAUGCAAAAGUGCUGAUCAGAUUGCACCAGUGUUUUGUCAUGUGGACCUAAUAUAGUGGUAUCAUUAGACAAGGUUAUCCUAACUUAGUAGCGUGUAAGAAUGGUGUAACCAGUGGUAGUGACGGUGCUAUGGUUGGACAUGAAUGGGAAGUUUCUGCAACAUGCUAUCUAUCUUUUUAGCUCUGUUUAGUAUUUACAAGCAAUGCAUCCUGGCAUUGCCAUGUACAUUGCUGAACCAUACUUUAUCAUAUAAAUGAAACCAGAAAUGCACUGGCUUUGUUUUA
Sorghum bicolor (sorghum) is the source of this 1933-nucleotide messenger RNA. RefSeq lists its product as uncharacterized. Lineage: Eukaryota; Viridiplantae; Streptophyta; Magnoliopsida; Poales; Poaceae. The record is from RefSeq and is a predicted model, not a curated record. The transcript has 3 exons. Bases 114 to 1577 code for a protein of 487 amino acids.